AUGCUUGCUAGGGGCAUUGGACUUGAUAUAGUGACUUAUGGGGCUCUUAUAUCAAGGCUUUGUGCUGCAAAUAAACUGGAAAUUGCAGUUGAGGUUGAGGAUCAUAUGGUGAACAGCUUGUCACCAGAUAAUAUGAUAUUUGCUACACUUGCGCGUGCAUAUUUUAAGGCUGGAAAUUUGAAAGCAGCACUAGAUGAGUACAAGGAAUCGUUAUCACAGGGGUUUGAACCUGACGUUGUGACUCUAACAACAUUGAUAGAUGGCCUCUGCAAGGAUGGGCAUCUGAAUGAGGUGAAGGGACAUUUCAGCAAAAGUAAAGCUAAUGAAGUUGUAUACAGUGCUCUUAUUGAUGGCAUGUGCAAAGAAGGAGAAUUUAGUCAAGUUCAGAUGCUUUGCAAGGAUAUGGCAGAGGCAGGAAUUGUUCCUGACAAGUACAUUUAUACCUCUUGGAUUGCAGGGCUAUGCAAGCAGAGGGAUUUGGUUGAAGCUUUCAGGCUCAAGAACAAGAUGGUUAAAGAGGGCAUUACUCCUGAUUUGUUGACAUAUAGCUCUUUGAUUUUUGGGUUGACAAAUAAAGGCCCCAUGAUUGAAGCAAUGCAAGUCUUUACUGACAUGUUGGAGAAAGGAAUAACUCCUGAUAUGUAA
Fraxinus pennsylvanica is the source of this 645-nucleotide messenger RNA. Lineage: Eukaryota; Viridiplantae; Streptophyta; Magnoliopsida; Lamiales; Oleaceae. The record is from the annotation of a GenBank genome assembly.